Messenger RNA from Austrofundulus limnaeus, 1444 nucleotides. Its product is annotated as ER lumen protein-retaining receptor 2. Gene Ontology annotation, molecular function: ER lumen protein retrieval receptor activity. NCBI's taxonomy places the organism in Eukaryota, Metazoa, Chordata, Actinopteri, Cyprinodontiformes, Rivulidae. Gene Ontology annotation, cellular component: membrane. Gene Ontology annotation, biological process: protein retention in ER lumen. The record is from RefSeq and is a predicted model, not a curated record.
AUCAUCUACAUCGGCUGUUCGUACGCCACGGUGUACCUGAUCUACAUGAAGUUCAAAGCAACCUAUGAUGGGAACCAUGACACGUUCAGGGUGGAGUUCCUGAUCAUCCCUGUUGGUGGGCUGGCUUUUCUAGUGAACCACGAUUUCUCUCCUCUGGAGAUCUUGUGGACGUUUUCCAUCUAUUUGGAGUCCGUGGCCAUUCUGCCCCAGCUCUUCAUGAUCAGUAAAACGGGCGAGGCUGAGACCAUCACCACCCACUACCUGUUCUUCCUGGGCCUCUACAGAGCGCUCUAUCUCAUCAACUGGAUAUGGAGGUUCUACUUUGAAGGCUUCUUUGAUAUGAUUGCGAUCGUGGCGGGAGUGGUUCAGACCAUCCUUUACUGCGAUUUCUUCUAUUUGUAUGUAACAAAAGUUCUGAAAGGAAAGAAGCUGAGCCUGCCAGCUUAAGUGCUGGGGAGGGGAGCUCCAGCAGCGUCAGAGCGGGGACCUGCAGAGGACGCCCCACACCCUCUACUGCUUUCCUUUCUCGCCUCUCCUGCCAGCGUAAGACUGAUGCCUGAGACAGAAAGCAAAGCCGUUCCUCCAUCAGAACCAGAACCAUCGAGGCGGAAACACCUUCAGAUCCUCGUCAACACCUUGGAUUUCUGUUUGAUGCGUCUUGCCUUCAAAUUAUUGCUCUAUAUAAAGACAGAAUAAGGCACAACACGUGGUGAAUCUGAGCUGAGGAUGUAAAGUUACCAGUCAUCCUGUGAUGUUGAAGUGGACUUGUAGUGGGAUAGUGUUGAGCAUUUGUAAUAAAAGCAUUUACAUAAAUCAAUUUAAGGAUAAAUUUGUUGCAUCCUUACAACUAUGGUAGAUGGAUUGCCCAUAUUUUAUUUUCUUGUUCAUGAUUUGCCUGUUGUGCGUUAAAACUUGUACAGUUUUCUUUCUGCUGUUUGGGUGAACAGAAGUCUGAUAGAAAUGGUAAACUUGUUUUUCCUUAUUAAAAAAAUGCAUCUUGGAUGUAAUUAAAGUUUGUUUUCCCUCUUAUCAGGUAACAUUAAAAAUGUUUUUGUAUUUUAAACUAGAGAGAAAAUAGAAUCAAUAGACAACUAUUAAUGUAAAAAACUUAUUUUUGUAAAUCUGUGCACAACUAAUCCACCAUAUUGCCUGUAAUUACACAAACUAACUGUUUCAGCUUCAUUCAUUCACUCUUAUUGUGCUGUAUGUGAAGUCUCACUGCCGACAGUUUUCUUUUACAUUCACCUGUAUUUAUUACAUUUCUCAUUUCCAGUUGGUCCKGAGAAGCUCUAAAGUGAAAGCUCUUAUUGGAUUUAGAAAGCAAAGUGUAAAUCACACACAUCUGCUUUUGUUUCACUUAGCAAGUGCUUCAUUUUUAAAAUGUUUUUAUUUUUUAUCAGUUUUGCAUGAUGAUGACAUCACAAAUAAAUAAUUUAAAAUUCUA